AUGUUUAGACGCUUAUCAUUUUCUUUAAUCCAGUCUCGUGGUAUUAAACAUCAAGUUAAUAUAAAAUGGGUGCGCCCGGAAUAUGUGCCCGCGUAUAAAGCCGAAAGAUCAGGUGAUUUAGAAGCACUUCCAAAUAUUCCCACAAGUGCUCUAGGUCAAUAUUAUGCGUUAAGUGAAGAAAUGAAAAAUGCAUCAGAAGCAGUUAAAAAAUUGUUCUCAGUAGCUCAUCUUGGCAAGAAGGAAUAUAAUCAGCUGGUCAAAACACAUAUGAUAAGUAAAGUCAAAAGACAUCAAUAUGAUGAAAAUACUGCUGAAACUCGAAUUGCUAGACUCACUGGUCAUAUAAGAUGUUUACAAGAUACAAUGGAAAAAUUUCCAAAAAAUGUUAAAGCCAAACAAACUGUACAGGAGCUUAUAGAUAAGAGGAAAAAGCUUUUAAAGUUUUUAAGACAAUAUGAUUACAAGAAGUUUGAAUGGCUGUUGGAAAAACUUAAUCUUGAAUAUAAAGGACAUCCAGAGACCUAUCACAAGUUAUCACGAAAGGAAUCCUUGCGUAAAUUGACUGAGAUGCACUGUGAUGACAUUAAGAACAAAAAAUUAGCGGACUAUAGAAACCUACUGGAGAGUCAACAGGGACCUUUCCUUAGAAAAAAACUCGAGGCACUUAACUUUAUAAGAAACGAGCAAAUAGAAUUACAACUACCAAUAACAGUGACCGAGCAGGAUAUAAAGAAGGUGGAGCAGCAGUUAGAAGAGUGGACAAUAAAGGAUGAGAUAAAGCAGCAAGCAAAGAAAAAGAAGAGGAAUGUACUUAUAGAAACCGAGUAA
Messenger RNA from Parnassius mnemosyne (clouded apollo), 828 nucleotides. The record is from the annotation of a GenBank genome assembly. Lineage: Eukaryota; Metazoa; Arthropoda; Insecta; Lepidoptera; Papilionidae.